Messenger RNA from Oncorhynchus mykiss (rainbow trout), 2186 nucleotides. The record is from RefSeq and is a predicted model, not a curated record. Lineage: Eukaryota; Metazoa; Chordata; Actinopteri; Salmoniformes; Salmonidae.
CAUUUUACCCCCUCCCUGUUUUCCUCCUUUGCUCUCCCUCUCUCUCUCUCUCCGUUUCUCCCCCUCCCUCUGUUUCUCUCACUCUCGCUCCCUCUCUCUCUCCAGUAUUUUCUGGCUAGCCCUAUUAGGCGGAACAUACAGACAUCAGGAUGUCAAUUGUGAGCAUCAUUGCGAGGGAGAUCCUGGACUCCCGAGGAAACCCCACUGUGGAGGUGGACCUGUGCACAGAGAAAGGACUUUUCAGGGCUGCAGUGCCCAGUGGAGCGUCCACAGGUAUCUAUGAGGCUCUAGAGCUGAGGGAUGGAGACAAGAGCCGCUACAAGGGCAAAGGUGUGCUCAAGGCAGUGGGCCACAUCAAUGACACUCUGGCUCCUGCCCUCAUAGCAACGGGUAUCAGUGUUGUGGAGCAGGAACAACUGGACAACACGAUGAUUGAAAUGGACGGCACAGAGAACAAGUCUCAGUUUGGUGCUAAUGCUAUCCUGGGAGUCUCCCUGGCCAUUUGCAAGGCUGGUGCAGCGGAGAAAGAGGUCCCCCUGUACCGUCACAUCGCUGACCUGGCGGGAAACACCGAGCUGGUGCUGCCAGUUCCAGCGUUCAACGUGAUCAACGGCGGCUCCCACGCGGGCAACAAGCUAGCCAUGCAGGAGUUCAUGGUACUUCCUGUCGGGGCGGAGUCUUUCAGGGAUGCGCUACGAGUGGGCUCGGAGCUGUACCACACGCUCAGGGGGGUGAUCCAGGAGAAGUACGGCCAGGAUGCUACCAACGUGGGUGACGAAGGGGGGUUUGCCCCCAAUAUCCUGGAGAACAGUGAGGCGUUGGAGCUGAUAAAGACAGCCAUCGAGAAAGCGGGCUUCACGGAUAAGGUGGUGAUUGGGAUGGAUGUGGCGGCGUCCGAGUUUUACCGCGAGGGGAAGUACGACCUGGACUUCAAGUCUCCUCCGGACGCUAACAGACACAUCAGCGGAGAGGAGCUGUCAGACAUCUACCAAAGCUUCGUUAACGACUACCCAGUGGUGUCCAUCGAGGACCCGUUUGACCAGGACGACUGGGCCGCCUGGUCCCGCCUAACCGCUUCCGUGGGCAUCCAGGUUGUCGGGGACGACCUGACGGUGACCAAUCCCAAGAGGAUAGAGAAGGCUGCCGAGGAGCGGGCCUGCAACUGCCUGCUGCUCAAAGUCAACCAGAUUGGCUCUGUCACUGAAGCCAUCCAGGCGUGUAAGCUAGCCCAAGCCAAUGGCUGGGGAGUGAUGGUCAGUCACCGUUCGGGAGAGACAGAGGACACUUUCAUCGCUGACCUGGUGGUGGGGCUCUGCACUGGACAGAUUAAGACAGGAGCCCCGUGUAGAUCUGAGAGGCUGGCCAAGUACAACCAGCUCAUGAGGAUCGAGGAGGAGUUGGGGGAUCAAGCUCGCUUUGCGGGCUAUAACUUCAGAAACCCCACUGCCCUGUGAGACCAGACCAGACCAGACCAGACAGACAGACAGACAGACACAUCACCGCCGACUAUACUCAGAGCCUCUAAACUACAUGCACAGAAGAACUACAGGGUAACAUUAAAUAUGUACAGUUAACUCUGAUUUUGAGACACAUAGACUGAUAGACAAAAAUGUAAAGAGACCGACUGACUGACCGACAGACAGACACAAACAUGAAAAUAGAGACACACAAGUGUAGAAAUGAAGCCUGAGGCACACCUAAGCAAGACUGAGAUGAGUGUCAAAGAAGGAGAGAAAAUGAAAUACACACAAAUAAUUUGUAAAAAAAAAAAAAGAAAUACACACCGCUGGAUACAACAAUAAAAAACACUGACCGAUGGCCGACAAGGACAGACUAACUAGGCGGACUGAGGAGAAAAAAAAAUAAUACAUAUUGUAUUGCACAUUUGUAUUGUUGUUUGCUUUUUCACCCAUGAUGACACAAACCUGAACUCUCCCUCCUUCAUCCCCCUCUCUUUUUUGGCUCUGCAGUCGUCCCUUGUUCUUGUUGUUGUUUCUUGGUUACCUUCACACUCCCUCUCCUGGUGUUGCUAUGAUUGCAGAAAUGGGCCUGUUCCUCCAUGCUUGAAGUCCCAAUUUCCCCUUUCCCUACUUUCCAUUGAUUCCGCUGUCAAAAUAAUUGCUGUUGAAAGACAAAACUACUGUCAUGAAAAAAAUACAUGUGAAAUAAAAUUAUUGUAAUUUACA